Molecule: messenger RNA, 1375 nt
Organism: Zea mays
Lineage: Eukaryota; Viridiplantae; Streptophyta; Magnoliopsida; Poales; Poaceae
Exons: 1
Coding region: 67-1260 (397 amino acids)
Cellular component (GO): plasma membrane
Molecular function (GO): kinase inhibitor activity
Source: RefSeq, marked validated
CACCACCUCUAUCUGCCAAGACCAACCCAGACCAGAAAACACAGAUCCAGCAAGGAAGCAAGAACAAUGGCAAAACAUAUAGGCCCCCAAACCCAUGCUGGCGGCCAACCACUCCAACAAGAUGACUACAUAGACAUGGAUCUGAGUCUGAGCUCACCACCAGCGGCCACCACCACCGCGAGCCUGUUCUGCUACAGCAGUGCCAUGGCAGCCUCGCCGUCGCCGCAGCACCCGCGAGAGUUUGAGUUCCACAUGUCGUCGUCGGCUCCACCAGACCCGUGGGAGGAGCCCGUGGCGUCCCCGGCAGACGAGCUCUUCUACAAGGGCAAGCUGCUGCCGCUCCAUCUCCCACCGCGCAUCCAGAUGGUCCAGAAGCUGCUUCAGAGCGCCGCUGAGAAGGGCUUGCUCUCAGCGAGCACUGCUCCAGCAACGCCGUACCAGUCCUGCAACGUGUCAGCGGCGAGCUCGUGUUACGCCAGUGGCGAGCUCAGUGCUGCUGAGUACUGCUCAUUCCAUGAGUGCGUAUCCACCGGUACUGACGCCGCCGAGGCGGCGGCGGCGGCGGCAGCCUCUGAGAAGAAGCCGUGGUCCAAGAAGCUCAGGUUCAUCAGGCACCUCAACCUCGGCCUCAAGCUCAAGGCGUCGAAGGCUUAUCUGAAAACGAUAUUUGCUACUACGACUAAAGGAGGGAAUCCAGAUGGCAAGAAUGGCGUGCCUAGAGCAAACGAGCUGCCCGGUGCACAGCUCAGUGCCUGGAGGAGGAGGAAGAACCCGUGGUUUGGCCAAAUCAGAAGCGAAAGGUACACGGCCGCCUCAUCACCCAUCAGCGACAACGCCACGGCAGGAGGCAAGUUUCAAGAGGACGAGUCAUGUGGCCAUAGAAGGUCCUUCUCCGGCGUCGUUGUCCGGUACUCGUCGUCAAACAAGACGUCCUCCGUUUCGUCGUCAUCGUCGUGUUCUUCUUCGUCGAGUUCGUCGUCCUUCUUGAUCCCAGGCUCAAACGACCGCAAGUUCAGAGAUGGUGUUGGAGUUGGGCCAGUGCUCAGGAGGAGCAGCAGCGCGAGUUCAGAGAUGGACUUGGACAAUCCGAUUCAGGGCGCGAUAGCGUACUGCAAGAGGUCACAGCAGCUCGCCUCCGUCAGGAAGAGCGCAAGCGACGCAGGGUUCCGUUUCAUGUCAUCGUCAGCAUCAAGAAUAGCAGCAGAGUCCGAAGAUGAUGAGGGCGUAUUUGAGAUCACCCGAAAUGGAAUGGAAACGUAGAUGUAAAUUCCAAAUAGUUCUGUACUCUUUUGAUCUUGGGCUUUUCUGUAGAUAUGGUAUGUGUCUGAUAUUAUGGCCUUCAGAAAUAUCAAUGUAAGCAAUUUCUGUUCGAGGG